AUGAGAUGGGCUACAGCCUCCACCGUACGGGCAUUUAGUACAGAAAUACCGCCGAAAAAAGAUUUUCAGCGGGUUGCAGCACUCGCCAAGCUGUGGGAAAAAUAUACAUUUCGCCAUGAAAUCCUUACUUCUUCCGAACAGCCGGCCGUACAAAUUACACGAUCCGAUCGGAAUUAUUUGGAUUACGGAAGAAUAUCACUCCAUCAGGGCUGUCCACGUCUCAUUUUGCAGUCCCCACAGGGAAAAAUCGAGCAGGCGAAGGCUUUUGUGCAGGGAUAUAUGAGAAACGCAUUUGUCCGUGGAAUCGGCCUCCAAGACGAGAAAAAGGAGUUCCUCGCUCACUGUGAUUCGGUUUUUUUCGAAGUUCUUCGAGCUAUUCGGGAGGAAGACUUUUCAAAUUUGGCGGAAUUCACACUCGGCGGACACGAAACGCUGCAAUUUCAUCGCUCGGCCGCCCAUAAGCUCAGUAAAAUUCAGAAGGAGGCGCUGAAUAUAACACAAGAUGACCUGCUCGGCGACAACGGCUAUAUCGUCAAAUUUCCAUAUCUCCGACAUGAAAUGGGUCCAUAUAUUCAUUCGAUAGAGUUUACAAACGUCGACGCUGUCGGAAAUACACAUUUGGGUGACGGGGAAAAGCCUUUGGAUAAGAUAUUCUGCAGAUACAAAGUGGUGCUCGGUGGAUGCUACAAAUUCGAUAGUCUCCUGAAUGAAAUCCGUAAAGGAUCACAAAUGUGGUCACAACGGAUCAAAACACCCAAGGACUACACUUUCAAAUGGCCACGCUACACGAUUGUCGAAUUGGAUAUCUGUCAGCAGGCUUAUAGUCAAAUGCCGAUUAGACUAAAUGAUACACGAUACCUCUAUGAUUUUCAUGUUUUUUCAUUUUGAUUUAGGCGACCUUUUCAUUGAAAUUUAUAUGUAUCAUGUAACCAAUAAAUACUGGUUUUAGUCU
Messenger RNA from Caenorhabditis elegans, 952 nucleotides. It is a transcript of the gene Y54F10AR.2, whose product is annotated as Mitochondrial genome maintenance exonuclease 1. The coding region runs from base 1 to 888 and encodes 295 amino acids. Lineage: Eukaryota; Metazoa; Nematoda; Chromadorea; Rhabditida; Rhabditidae. The record is from RefSeq and is marked reviewed. The transcript is spliced from 8 exons.